Molecule: messenger RNA, 1727 nt
Organism: Phytophthora nicotianae INRA-310
Lineage: Eukaryota; Oomycota; Peronosporomycetes; Peronosporales; Peronosporaceae
Exons: 10
Coding region: 19-1629 (536 amino acids)
Biological process (GO): motile cilium assembly; axonemal dynein complex assembly
Source: RefSeq, a predicted model, not a curated record
CGUGCAACGAGAGCAAGGAUGGCUCGCACUAACAGCGCGCUAAUGAUGAGUAUGGGCACCGUCAAUAUGUGGGGCUUCUCGCCCGCUUACGACGUGUGCAGCGGCCUGUCGGAGUGGAAUAAGGGCAAGAGCUCUUGGGUCAAUUCCGAUGACGACGAGCAGAAAGUAUCUAAUCAGCCGAUCAACGUGUUGCUGGCGGGACCUGGAGAUGUUCGCCAUGUGCUAGCGACGAUCUCAUGUAGGCGGCGAUGGGAGCCAGCCAUGAAGCAUCGACCGGUGCAUAUCUACAUUUUCGAGAAGGCUAUCGAGACGCUGUCGCGAGAUUUGCUGUUGGUCCAAGUUGCGUUUGAUACAAACCUGCCGCUGCGUCAGCGCUGCAACUUGUUUCUUGAAAUUUUUGGUAAUUCUCGAGUGCAAGAGAGGACGAGUGUAUAUAUUGAAGAACAGGCGAAGCUACUCAUAGACUUCGUCUACAAUGACCGCGGUUCAUUGGCAGGCCUGGUUGAUCUCUCCCACUUGAAGAUGCGCACUCAUGAUGAUCUCAUCGACUCGUUCCGAAGCUGGUUUCAGAGUGUCAAGUUUAACGUGGACACGCUUCUGGAUCAUCGUCUUCGUCACUAUUACGAAGUUCGCUACGACUAUCGCGAUAACCUCAUUGACUGGGAUUACACUAUGAAGCUCAAGAAAAUCGAGAACGCCAGUGUCAUUCACAUUCGCCAGUACCGUGAUUGGAGAAACACUGGUGUGGCGUUCGAAUUUGGCGACCAAACCUAUACGGUGCCAAAUCGCACAAUGGCAGCGUACACAGAGGCAAAGAAAAAGCACCAUGGAUCUGUCCUGUGCAGAGGCUUGUGGACGGAUAUCAUUGUGAGCCCAUACAUUUCAUUCGGAGUCCAUUGCGAAAAGCCCAACAGAUUCGUGGAGCAACUCUUCGAAAUUCACAACAAAGGCACGGGGGUCGAGCAGAAUCGCCACAAUACUGUCGAAGUUGCAGUGUACAAUGUGUUGUCAUAUUUGUACGAGAUCGAGACAGGAAAAAGAUAUCAGAUGGGAAAGGAACACGACAUCUUCAGCGGAAUUGGCGACGCAGAAGGAACACCUUCAGACGACAAGCUAGUCCCGCGGUUUGAAGAGCUCAACGAGGACACGGAUCAGUCAAAAAUAACUGAAAAGGAACUUCGUAAGCAACACGUGGCUGCUCAAGGAUGCGCAGAAACAAUCAAGGAAACAUUGCAGGGCGUGAAGAUCAUUCCACUGACAGGGAAUGUAGAGGACUUAUUCUCCAAAAAGCGCUACACCGGUCUCUUUGACUACGCGUUCAUCUCAUCACAGCAGUGCCACACACUUCAACCCUCCGAAGAUGUGAAGCAGCAGACAACAGCAACUAUUACAAACAUUUUGAAGGACGGCGCGGCCGUAGACGUCGAGUCUUCUGUAUUCAUGCUACCUCUUACAGAGGAGCAAAGAGCUCUUUACGUGACAAAAUUGCAGGAAUGGGCUGCUCACCAUGCGCUGCAGCCCACGUUCGACUUUCACGACAAGAAUGAACCUUCUCAUGAAGACAUGACUAAGAUCAACAACGCAGUGCUGCGGUUUAGCUAUGGGGCAAAGGGGGCCAGUGCCGUUUGAUGAUGGAACAAAGCUCACAGUUUAUUCAUUUUCCUUGAGACUUUAAUCUCAGCACGAUAUAACAUGACGAAAGCAGCUUCAUUGGAUAGAGUUUUGCC